Molecule: messenger RNA, 1712 nt
Organism: Lactuca sativa (garden lettuce)
Lineage: Eukaryota; Viridiplantae; Streptophyta; Magnoliopsida; Asterales; Asteraceae
Source: RefSeq, a predicted model, not a curated record
UUACGGAAAAAGAACUCUUUUAUAUAUAAUCGGAUAAAACUGAACCACAAUAAAAGAACUCUCCGGUCGACAACGACGAUUACGGAAUCUUUCUUUCACCGAUCUCCAAUCGAACACGGAAAUGCUGGCAAUUGAACCGGCAAUCUCCUUCCGUAUCCCCGCCGGCCGUUUUGCUCGUGAUUGCCGCCUCCUCUCUCACUCCCGCAGCUUCGUCAUUCCUUGCAACAAGAUUACGAGAAGGAACAAUUUUACGAAGAACAUAAUUAGAGCUUCGGCGGAGGAGCUUUCAGGUCCAGUGAAACAAGCGAAGCCACAACGGUAUCAUCCGUCUGAGGACAUUUCGGAUUCUGAAGAAUCGGAUGAGAAUGGAGACGCUAUACUUGGACCUGCUGAAACUAGCAGGACUGUUAUUGAGGUAAACAGCAAAGCAAUGCUUAUGUUCUCAGGUCUGAUAGGUGAUGGAGGCCAUGAGAAUAUCUUCUGGCCAGAUUUGCCUUAUGUAACUGAUGAACAUGGAAAUAUAUAUUUCCGAGUGAAAAACGAUGAAGACAUUCUUCAAACUCUUACUUCCGAGGAUACCCUUGUACAAGUCAUAAUAGGCUUAGAUACAACUGAAAUGGUGAGUGAGAUGGAGUUGAUAGGUCAAUUAGAGUCAGAUUUCGAUAUGGAGGAAAUUGAUGAUGAAGAUAGUGGAUCUGAUGAUGAUGAUGAUGAUGACAACGAUGAGGAUGAAGACGAUGACAGUGGUGGAUAUGAAAAUGAAUGGGUUUCGCUUCUAGAAGAUGAGGAAGAUGAUGAGGAUUCUGAUGGAUCCCUUGGUGACUGGGCAAAAUUGGAAACCAUGCGGUCUUCCCAUCCAAUGCAUUUUGCCAAACAGAUGGCAGAGUUUGUAUCCGAUGAUCCGGUUGAUUACAUGGACCAGCCUCCAGCUGGUCUUGCGAUUCAAGGGCUUCUAAGAUCUGCAUUUGUUGAAGAUAAUUCUGUAAUCAACAAACAGAUUUUUGAUGACCAAUCUAACAAUGAAGAAGAAAAUCAAAUCUCAGAAGAAGAAGAAGAAGAAGAUUUAGGUGUUGUGAAUGGCCAUAGGCAUUCAUCUCAAGAUGAUUUGAAUGCAGAACAGGAACUACAGAAAGAUCAAGUCUCAGGAAAUGGGACUUCAUACUAUAAGCUAGAGAUGGUCAAAAUCCAUUUGAUCUCAGCACAUGGGAAUCAGACUUUUGUUGAAGUGGAAGAUUUUAGAAGGGCACGACCCGAUGCUAUUGCGCAUUCAGCUGCAAAAAUCAUAUCUCGUCUCAAAUCUGGUGGAGAAAAGACAACAAUAGCCCUUAAAUCGUUGUGUUGGCGAUGUAAGGGUAUUCAAGUGGAGGAGGUAGCUGUUAUUGGCGUUGACAGUUUGGGAUUCGAUGUAAGAGUUUGUUCUGGAAGACAAGUUCAAACAUUGCGCUUUGCAUUUAAAAAGAAGGCCUCUUCGGAGUACAGUGCAGAGAGACAGUUGAAUAAUCUACUAUUUCCAAGAAUCCCAGGCAAGCAACAGAAGCAGAAAGAAGCACAUCAAACAGAACUCUAAUAAAAAUCGUAGGCAAACCUUUGUGCUUAUUGUGUACAUAGCAAGCCAUUUUUUGCUGCUUGUUUUCAUCAUUCUUUAUAAUCUACAAAGAUUGUAAGCCAACACUUUAACAAUCAUCUAAUUUUAUUGUAUUGUUGUUGUAUCA